This is a messenger RNA of Anarrhichthys ocellatus (wolf-eel), 1262 nucleotides long. Its product is annotated as claudin-10-like. Bases 1 to 786 code for a protein of 261 amino acids. Gene Ontology annotation, cellular component: membrane; bicellular tight junction. NCBI's taxonomy places the organism in Eukaryota, Metazoa, Chordata, Actinopteri, Perciformes, Anarhichadidae. The record is from RefSeq and is a predicted model, not a curated record. The transcript has 5 exons. Gene Ontology annotation, molecular function: structural molecule activity.
AUGAAGAAACGUGUGCUCCAAGUACUUGGCUUCUUGAUUUCAUCACUGGGAUGGCUGUUUGUGCUGUGCACCAUGGCCAUGGACUUUUGGAGGAUCACGCAAUUAGGAGGACAAGGGGGCUCCUUUAUCAUCAAAGUGGCCUGGUACUGGUCCAAUUUAUGGAAGGAUUGUUUCACCGAUUCCACAGCCGUCACCAACUGUAGAGACUUCCCUGUGCUUUGGACUGUCACCCCUUUUGUCCAGGCAGUACGAGGAUUGCUAAUGUGCGGGUUGACUCUUGGUUUUUUUGGUGUUGUACUUUGUUUUGUCGGGAUGGAGUGCACUUAUAUCGGUGGAGCUGAGAAAACCAAGGACAAACUGCUUUUUGCCGGAGCAGUGUUUCAUAUUGCUGGCUGUGUGUCAGAUAUUUCCGCCUACUGCUUAUACAUCAACAGGGUUGCCAGAACAACCUUUGCGCAGAGCGUGGGGCCAGGAGUCUUACGGUAUGACCUGGGAACUCCCAUAUUUCUCGGAUUGGUGGGAUGUUUUUUGAUCCUUCUAGGGGGGAUGUUUUACGCUGUGACCGUCUACCGGGUGCUUGUCCCAGAAAGUAAAGUGGUAUAUGCCUAUGGGGGAGGCACGUACAUGGCCCCUCGCUCCGGAAGAAGAACCCUGUACACCGGAUACUACAGACCCCCCAGGCAGUAUGGCUCUUAUUUGGGCUCAGGUCCAUCCAACAGCUCCAAGAUCUCAAAGCUCUCUCAGACAACGCUCAUAAAAAUCUCAGAAAGAGAUGCAUUUGUUUAGUUCCACAAAGCUCUUUUUUUAUGUAUAGUUUCACUAACAAUCAGAAUAUUGCAUACUGUAGAUAAAAUGAAAACCCCUCUGCUUUCUCUUCAGAGCAUCAUGUAUAAUUGUAUUUUGUUGUUAUUGCUGUUGUUGUUUUAAUGAUCUUGUCAAGUUUUGUUUUUUGGAAAACAGGUCAUACUCUGUAUAGAAUACGCUGUCUUGUGUUUACUCAUUGAUGUUGUUCACUUCCGUGCUCAUUGUUAACUUUGUUGUGAUUUAACCAAAGCGUGGAUUACUAUUGAUGACGCCAUUGGAAUAUUUCUAAAUUGAUACAGUAAAAAUGCUAAUAUGAAUGGCAAUGAGAAAGUGCAUAUUUUCACUUAUUUUAGUUUGGAUGAGGAAUUACUUGGUGAGUACACCGUUAUCUCAACUGUUUAAAGUGACAGCCAAUUACAAAAAUAAGACCUAAGUUUUAUUAAAGUGAUAUUAUCCUU